CGGCCAUCUUGGAAUCACAUCACUGUUUCAGGCAACUGUCUGAGCCAUUGCAUGAGCAUACUACUCAUUGAUUUACACCGUAUCGUUAACAAAGAAGAGGAACCGUUUCUAUAUUUUUACUUAACUAAAACAUCCGAUACCUUUUUUUUCCUAUUGCUCACCGAGUGACGAAGCAAACUCAGGAUUAUCGAAAGAACCGUUAUGGCGACUGCUACUCCAAGCCGUGAAGCUGGCCGGUCGGCGGCCUCUACACCUCUUUCUCCGACCCGGAUCUCUCGUUUACAAGAGAAACAAGAUUUGCAGCACCUGAACGAUAGGUUGGCCGUGUAUAUCGACCGUGUCCGGUCCCUGGAACUGGAGAACGACCGGCUGAUGGUCAAAGUGUCCGAGAAAGAGGAAGUGACUACCAGAGAGGUGACAGGCCUGAAGUCUCUGUAUGAGGCAGAGUUAGCUGAUGCUCGGCGGGUUUUGGAUGAAACUGCUAGAGAGAGAGCCAGGCUCCAGAUAGACCUUGGCAAGGCUCAGUCUGACCUGGAAGAAGCCACACGCAGUGCCAAGAAGAAGGAUAGUGAUCUUGCUGCAGCGGUGUCCAGGGCCAGCAGUUUGGAAGGCCAGCUGAACAAGAGUGAAGCAUCUCUAUCUACAGCUCUGAGUCAGAAUGCUGCUCUGACUUCUGAGCUUGCUGAUGUCAAGAGCCUGCUGGCUAAGGCGGAGGACAGCCAUGCUGUUGCUAAGCGCCAGCUGGAGGCGGAGACACUGAUGCGUGUAGACCUGGAGAACCGCUGUCAGUCGCUGAGUGAAGAGUUGGAGUUCAGGAAGAGCAUGUUCGAAGAGGAGGUGCGCGAGUCCCGCCGUCGACAGGAGCAGAGAAUAGUGGAGGUGGACUCUGGAGUCAGACAGGACUAUGAGUUCAAACUGGCUCAAGCUCUGCAGGACCUGAGGAGGCAACAUGAUGAGCAAGUUUCUCUUUAUAAGGAAGAACUGGAGCAAACCUUCCAGGCCAAGUUGGACAAUGCCAAGGUGUCCUCAGAUAUGAAUGACAAGGCAGUAAGCACAGCCAGGGAGGAGGUGCAGGAGGCGCGUAUGAGAAUAGAGGGCCUUUCCUAUCAGCUGAGCGCCCUGCAGAAACAGGCGUCUGCCUCUGAGGAUCGUAUCAGAGAGCUGGAGGACCUUCUGUCAGCAGAGCGAGACAAGCACCGCCAUGCCAUCGAAGGAAAGGAACAAGAGAUGAGUGAACUGAGAGAACGGAUGAACGCUCAGCUCAGUGAAUACCAGGAGCUGUUGGACGUGAAGCUUGCUCUGGACAUGGAGAUCAAUGCAUACAGGAAACUGCUGGAGGGAGAGGAGCACAGGCUGAAGCUGUCCCACAGCCCAUCGGCUCGCGUCACUGUUUCCAGGAUAACGGGCUCUUCCUCCUCCCGCUCCUCCAAGAGGAAGAGAGUGGAGGUGGAGGGCGCAGACAUGCCAGAGGUGGGCAGAGGAGAGGGGCAGCUGCUGGUGUCUGAAGAGGCCACCGCUAGCGGAGCGGUCACCAUAUCACCCACUGACAUGGAUGGAAAUGCGGUCACACUGACCAAUGACACUGAGCAGGACCAGCCUCUGGGCAACUGGAGGUUGAAGAGACAGGUUGACGAUGGGGAAGAGGUCGUCUAUAAGUUCUCCCCAAAGUUUGUCCUCAAGGCGGGACAGUCAGUCACGGUGUGGUCUGCUGAUGCUGGCGUGGCCCACAGUCCACCAUCUGACUUGUUGUGGAAGAGCCAGGCUUCCUGGGGAACAGGAAAUGACAUCGUUACUUCUUUGAUCAACGCUGAUGGCGAGGAGGUGGCCAGACGAAGCGUAACCAAGACUCAGGUAGAGGUAGAGAACGGAGACGAAGAGGAGGAGGAGGCACAAACAGGCAAGGUGUCCUCCAGAGAGUGUGCCAUCAUGUGAAGCCCUCCUGUUCUGCUGAUGGCUUUGACUUCCCCGUUUUUCAAGAUGCUCUCAGAUGUGAUCCUGUCCAUUGCCUCAUCAUCAUUAGGUUUUUAUUGUUCGAGACAAUGUAAGAACUUUUUGGACUAAUGGACUCUGUUUCUACUGCUCUCCACAUUUCUGGGCCUGCUUUAAUAUGUGUCAUUUCCCUACAUGUUACCAGCAAUGCCAACAUCUGUGCAUCACACAGAGAUGAUGGACCUAAACUGUCAAACUGUGGUGUUGCAACUGAAUAUUCCACCUCUACUAAUAGUUCUUUACAUGUCGAUGCUUCCUUCCUACUGGCUGUCUCUCAUUCUUCUGCACUGGGCAUUUUGGUUUCAUCCUUCAUGACCAGCACAAUGUAUAACAAGGUCAAGUAAAAUAACCUGUUACUUGAGUUGAUAAGGACCUCCUUACUUUCUAUAGCCAUAAAGAUAUAAUGAAUUAAUAACUUGUUGAACCAGUGAUGAGCAGUUCUUCAUUCGAUUUUGGAGAUUUUUUUUAUUUUUUUUAUCUUCUCUAAAAUCAAGACAUUUUUGACCACGAGGUCUUAAAGUGUUUCCCAUCCGUUUUUUUAAUUUAAUUUCCAAUGGGGAAAAAAAAACAUAAAUGAUGAUGAUGGUAUGAUUUCUGCUGAGGGUUUGUUAUAAACGAGCAUGUUCCCUUAUAUCUGGAGAUUAGGAUUUAUAGGUGGGGACCUCUCUGUAGCACCACAACACUUCAUCUAUAAAACUCUGUUGUCACAUAUUUUUAUCAAAAAAUUGCAGCUCCUGUGAUUUGGAUAUUAUUUCGAUGACUUGUUCAGCAACAAGUGUUGUUCCUGUUACCCCGACAGAUUUUCCCCCGCCGCACAUUUCCUUUUUGAAUUUGUUUGUCUUUUGUCUUCCUGUGAAAGAUUUGCACAGAAAUGCCGUUGAAGCUGUGUUUCAGUUAACUGUUAACUGGGCUCCCGACAGCAGGACUAAUUCUCCUUGAACAGAAACACUACAGAUUCAUCAACCUUUUAUUUCUGAUGGAAAUUAAAUGGAAAAAGUAGAGACGGUUCUCUCUACGGCCUUUGUGAGGUCUGUAGUGCAAGGCUUGUUGUUAACCCAGUGAUUCCUGCAGGUCGGGUUGAUCAAGUAAUCAAGAUAUUAUCGAAAAAUCAAUAUAGCUAAAUGCAAUUUUUUGAUAAAGGUAAAACGUGUCAUUAUAAAUGAAGCACUGUGGCGCUCCAGAGACGUCCUGACCUACAAAUUAUAAUCUCCAGAUGUAAAGAAAUGUGCUUGUUUGGAACAGACCUCCAGCAAAAAUCUCAUCAUCAUCAUUUUUUAUAAUUUUUCAUUGAAAAUUAAAUGCAAAAAUUACCACUGCCAAUAAAACCGUGACUCAUAUCUGUCAAAAUAAUCACAAUAUGAUUGUUUUUGCACGUCGUUGAGCUGUACCUGCAGCAGCGCAACAAAAACCUUCGUUAUGAGCGACCUGUAAGCUGCUAGAAGCUGCGUUGAUGCCCGCGAGGCCAUUAGGAUCAUUCACAGUGACCUGGUAAUGAAAAGCUCAAAAGUGAACACUAGAAUCUGAAGACCUGCAACACAUAAAAUUUAAAUAAACUCCCCAACAGUGAUGAGGAGCGGUGACCUGUUCUUAAAGCAGAAAAGGUAUCAGGGUUUUUCUUUCUUUUUUUUUUUUUGUGUGCGUCUUAUCAUGAGCGCCCCGUGUCAGUCGUCCGUCUCGCCUCUUGCUGACUGAGCUCAGAGUCCACUGAUGCUCCGAUCAAUCAUCAGGCAACAGACAAAGCUGCUCACAGAGCUGUAGACCAGACCACUAACAGGAAGUGCGUGCAUACAGACAGGAGAGAAAUGAAACUGAAACUUAACUUAAUCUGGUAAAUCAUGUCAUGUAGUUAGCAGCUGCAGACUGGAGUCUCUAACGGUGACGACCAGCUGUCUCUUUAGGAGUAGAUCCUCAUGCAGCCCCUGUAUGAAAGGGCUGCUGUGUUAGAUAAGCACGUGUGUUUGCUGCCAUAUAACUAGUUAACUCAUGGUUAUGUGUUCAAAUGUUUCUCAUGACAUGUCAGCCCUGUUGUAAUAAGUCAGCAGGUUGUCAGUGCUCGGAUAUUGAUUGGUCGGUGUGGCCCAGAUUCUCUCUGCUGGCUCGGUCCUCCUUGAACCAGGCAAAGCCGCGCCGAGUGGGUGGAGAGCUGGGCCACUGAAACAACACAGCCGUGUAACUGGCUUUGUCAAUCUGAAAUAUUAAACUGACGUAACAUUGCCUCAAUUUUUUUUUUAAGUACACACAAGGUAAACAGUGGAAACAACACUCGUAUGAUCCCGUGUGAGGUGAUGCUCUGAUGGAUUAUCUCUGUAUUCUCAUGUUAGUUUGGAUUGCAGUACGUUGUACGAGUGUUGCUCUCACACCUUGUGUGCCAUCUUGGGAAACUCAAGUUUUUCUUGUGUGUUUGUAUGCUGUGCUUUACAUUGCUAGUUAUUUUUAUAGAGUUAUUGUCUUAUGUAAUCAGUUUAUUUACAUGAAUAUUUCAUUUAUUAUUUUGUGUUUCUGGGGUGCUAAAGUCUGGGUGUUCAAGACCUAAAUUGAAGAGUAGAAAUUUACUCUUGGGCUCAAAUAUAUUUCAGGAUUUUGAUAAAAUAAUGCUGAACAACACUCCUGUACUGUUCUGCUGUGAGGGUAUGAAUAUAUAUGUUUCAUGUGGCAGAAACAAUGACUUCUAGUUUAAUAAUUGAUUAGAAACCGCCUUUGAACAUCUGAAUUAGAUGAAGUCUGGCAGUGUUAGACUAACUGUGACUAUACCGUAACUAUGAUUUCUCUGUAACUGUGAUUACUCUAUAAAACUGAGACAUUGUGAAGUUUUGAUACACGGUGGUGAUUCAGUCCCUCCAGGAUUUCUCAGUGUUUCAGUUUAACCACAAGGAUUAAAGCAAAAUCAGCUGAUUCCUGCAAAAACUGGUGAAACUGCUAAUACUCAUUUCACCAAUCACUGCAGUCUCAUAUAGAAUGUAAUUUAAUUUAAUAUAGGAUCUUUUUUACAAACCAAAGACAAAUAAUUUUCAAUCUCAGCAAAAAUUACUUUAUUUUUUUUUUGCAUAUUAAUGUGAAUGAUUAUCAGUUUGUUCUUUAAACAAUGACACGUUUUGCAGCUGAUUUUCAAUUUCUAAACUGUAUUGAAACGACAGUCCUGGAGGGGCUGAUGAAUGUCUUGGGUCUGAUUGGUUCUGUUAAAAUAUAGAUGUGACUGUUUCUCAUGGUUCUUUUAAGAACUUUAAACACCCGAGUCUUGACCUGGUAUUUGCGGGGA
This is a messenger RNA of Seriola dumerili (greater amberjack), 5245 nucleotides long. RefSeq names its product lamin B2 (gene lmnb2). The record is from RefSeq and is a predicted model, not a curated record. The transcript is spliced from 13 exons. NCBI's taxonomy places the organism in Eukaryota, Metazoa, Chordata, Actinopteri, Carangiformes, Carangidae. Bases 202 to 1932 code for a protein of 576 amino acids.